AGAGUGGCACCGCGGGUCAGUGUGUAUGCACUGACGCAGUUGUUGCUGACAUGAAGAUGGCGUCGCCCGAAGACGGCAGUGGUAGCAGCGGUGGCAGCCUGGUGGACGAGUGCGGGCUGGUGGACGUCUACAAGCUGAAGCAGCAGGUCAACCAUCAAACUGGCAAGCUGAACAAACUCUUCGAUAAGUACAGAUCUCGAGCCGUGAAGAUUGAACGUCUGCAGAAAUACCUUGAGCAGUUAAACAGGGAAAAGGAGGAGAUGUGUCGUCUGCUGGAAGGUGUCAACAAGGAGACAGCGGCUCUGAGGCUGGAGGCAGCCGAACUCCGGUGUACGGUCUCUGCCGUCUGCGACUCGUCGGUUACAACCAUUGGGAAAGAGACGGAGGCCAGACGAUUGGAGCCCACCUGCUACAGGCGAUACACUAACAUCAGAACCGUGGCAGAUGCCUCUAAUGCUCUGGCAGCAGUCAGGUGUCGCAUUAAAGCUUUAAACGAAAUGGAAGUGCUAGUCUACAGAAAACAGCUGAUGUUAAAUCACAUUUUACCCAGCUUGCAUCAGGACGCCGCCCAGCACACCAAGCCUGCACUCCUGCCCAGCAAACACCUGAAGUCUAAGAAAAACGAGCAGACGAGCCACACUCGAGGCAGCAGGAACAAUGUUGUUAUAGAGGUCUUGUCUGAUCCAAACAGCUGGUCGGAGAUGCAAACAUACACGGACUCGGCCGUGACCAUUUCUACAGCCUUGACAACUUCCAUUGACGGCACAGCGUCAGUAGGCCCAGCUCCGGAAACCGACGUUUAA
Candidula unifasciata is the source of this 803-nucleotide messenger RNA. The record is from the annotation of a GenBank genome assembly. Lineage: Eukaryota; Metazoa; Mollusca; Gastropoda; Stylommatophora; Geomitridae.